AUGCAGGAUCUUGCAACUGGUGAGUAUGAACGUUCCUUUGUUUCAUCAGUGAUUCGUCCCAAAGAGAUUGGCGUAAAGUUCGACGAUGUCGGCGCACUCGAUCAUGUGAAGAAGGUGUUGAAUGAACUUGUCAUCCUCCCCAUGAAAAGGCCCGAGCUUUUCACCCGUGGAAAUUUGAUACGCCCAUGCAAAGGAUUGCUACUUUUCGGGCCGCCGGGGACCGGAAAAACCCUAAUCGCAAAGGCUCUCGCAACGGAAGCAGGAGCUAAUUUCAUGAAUAUUUCCACUGGAUGUAUUACAUCUAGGUGGUAUGGGGAGGAUGAAAAAUUUGUAAGAGGACUCUUCUCCUAUGCCGCCAAGCUGGCUCCUGUCGUUAUUUUUGUCGAUGAGGUUGACGAUUUACUCGGUGCCCGUGGAGGAAACUCUGAGCAUGAAUCUACUAGAAGAUUCCGGAACGAGUUUAUGUUACGCUGGGAUGGAUUGAAGUCGACAGACAGCCAGAGAAUACUUGUACUUGGUGCCACAAAUCGGCCUUUUGACCUCGACGAUGCUGUCAUUCGCCGCAUGCCUAGAAGAAUUUAUGUAGACCUACCCGACGUAAAGAAUCGUACGCAGAUACUAAAAGUACUUCUUGCUAAAGAAAAUCUGGAAUCCGGUUUUUCUUUCGAGCAACUUGCAAAGGCCACCGACAGUUAUUCUGGGAGUGAUCUAAAGAAUCUUUGUGUUGCUGCAGCAUAUAGACCUGUGCAAGAACUACUACAAGAAGAAAGCAAGGGUACGAAAGUUGAUGGAGCUCCGGCGUUAAGACCGCUCACGUUGGACGAUUUUAUUCGUUCCAAAACUACGGUGGGACCGUCGGUUUCGGACGAUUCAUCGAGUGUGAUCAAGCUGAAAAAAUGGAAUGAGCAUUGUCAGAAAUGUAUGCUGAAGAGAUUGAGGUGCUGA
Erythranthe guttata (spotted monkey flower) is the source of this 945-nucleotide messenger RNA. The record is from RefSeq and is a predicted model, not a curated record. Lineage: Eukaryota; Viridiplantae; Streptophyta; Magnoliopsida; Lamiales; Phrymaceae.